Messenger RNA from Melanotaenia boesemani (Boeseman's rainbowfish), 3635 nucleotides. Its product is annotated as zinc finger protein 2 homolog. Gene Ontology annotation, molecular function: RNA polymerase II transcription regulatory region sequence-specific DNA binding; DNA-binding transcription factor activity, RNA polymerase II-specific. NCBI's taxonomy places the organism in Eukaryota, Metazoa, Chordata, Actinopteri, Atheriniformes, Melanotaeniidae. The transcript has 8 exons. Bases 1289 to 3334 code for a protein of 681 amino acids. The record is from RefSeq and is a predicted model, not a curated record. Gene Ontology annotation, cellular component: nucleus. Gene Ontology annotation, biological process: regulation of transcription by RNA polymerase II.
CGUGCCGUGUCACAGCAGCCAUGGGACCCAGUGUGACUCCUGUUUCGGAGUCUGAAGACCAGAAAAUGUUUAAUUUCAAAGAAGCGUCGGUCUCUUUGCCGAAACACUCGUUCUGGUUUGACUUCUGGGUCUUCCUGCUCUUUGACAUAGCGUUAUUCCUCUUCAUAUACUUCAUAGUCCCCUAACAGGGUUUGUCUCUUGGAUUCUGGAGUGUGAGAACAUGGAUUGCUGGUCCUGCCCUGCUGUCAGGAAAACUAACACAGCUUCGACUGAACUUAAAGUCUUGUCACUGGACACCACAUCUCAGUUUUCUGCUUGGUCCAAAGGUGUUCAAGUUUAAUGUACAUGGCAUCCUGACUCCGUAUCCGACAUGUGAAUCACAGAAAUCCCAAUUUGACCUGGAGCCAGUGGCUGUGGACUGACAGGUGGUUUGGAUGGAUUCCUGUUGUUACUGUGAAGAAGAUAAAGAGUUGAAAUAUUUAUAUGUUUGAAAAUUUACUAUGCCUUGACUGACUGCCAUCUUAUACAAUUGUAAUGACUUUAAUUACCAAGAAGUUGAGACAGUAAAUGUCACCUGGUUUUAUCUAAUUUUAUGUCUACAUUUUCCCUUUUGACCUGAUCACCAACAAAGCACUGGGAAGAACAGAUGUGCAUUAAAUCUGAAAUGUAUGAUUUGUCAUAGUAAGCCAUAUGGUAAGUUGGUUUGGGACCAUUGAAGAAAUGAGAGAAUUGAGAAUGUACCUGCAUACCUCAAGUAACAAUGUGUAAUUUUGGAGAAAUCCAAAGUACCCAAAAGGGUUUGCAGUUUGCACAUGAGCAAUACUACAAAUAAAGUGUCUUAUCAUCCUGCUAAAUGAAAACCAUUGAUUUCAGUGUUCUUAAGUGUUACUGUAAAUUAAUGUGUUAUUCCUAUUGAUAUACAUGUCCGAAAGUCAGUUGUUUGAUUAAUGUGCUGCUCAUUUAAGAGCAUGAUCUUUUGUGUUUGUCUCUAGAUGAUUAUGUAAUGACUGAGCUAAUUAAACCCUAUUUUGGAGAAACCGUCACCAUCGUUCAGGUUAUAGCCUAAUACCUUUAUUUUGAAGAGUUAAUACUUCCGGUUGUCAGGUCGCUCGCUAGUAGCAAUGAAUUGCUAAGUUGUAGUUCGUCAGUGACCUUAAAAAGUGAUUAAAUAUUGUCUCAAAUAUGGAAAGCACCUACCAAGUGGAAAACACAGGUCCGUUUACAUAUAUUCCUCCCGCUGUCGUCCCUGAGGCUGCUGAUCCCUCCUCUGCGGCUGCUUUCUGCUGCGAUGUGGCAGGUGGCUCAGCGGAGAGACGUUCUCGAUUAUGAAAAACUUGAUGAGUUUGUGACACUGGUGACAGGAACUGUCCCUGACCUGCUCAGUCCAAAGCAACGAGGGAAACUGCUUCUCCGUCUGCGAGCCAAGAUUAUUCUUGAGUUGUGCAAAAGUGAGGAAACAGCCAACAUGUUAUGUGUACAGCCUCACCUAGAGCGAAUUCACCCACCAGGAUACUCAGGGAGUGGGGAUGCAGAGGUGGAUGCAGAGGAGGCCAUUUUUGUGGAGUUAACCCAAACACUACUGAAAGAUCCAGCAGAGAGGAAGCACUUUUACCAGGAGGUUUUCCCUGUAGAAUACGGCCUCAGUUACGAUACAGACAUGCAGCUUCUUGUGUGGGAGUUUCUUUCCAAACUAGAAAAACUUCUGCCAGUGCCAGACCUCGGUCAGACUGUUUCUUGGCUGACCUCUGCCCCAUCUGUACUGAAGGACUGUUUGCAAGCUCUGUCCAAUCCUGAUGACCUGAGGUCUCUUCUACAGCACCAUAAAAGUCUUGAGUCUCUUAGUUCUCAAAGUACCACAGUGGAAAUGUCCACUCAGGUCUUUGCCUGCUCCGAGUGUCCAUUCUUCCACAUGCAGGAAUCCUUCCUGCUGCAGCACAUCGAGCACAGUCACCCGGAGCAGUACAGCAAACUGCAGAAGGCUGCAGAAGCAGCCGAGACCCUCAAAAAGAAGCUCCAGCGUCCCAAAUUCCCACAGCCCUUCCCCAUCCACGAUCGGCCUGACCCUCACAUGUGCCAAGACUGCGGCAAAACAUUCACACGCGCCUCAGAUGUGACCCGUCACCAGCGCACCCACACGGGUGAGCGCCCAUACACCUGUGAGGAAUGUAUGAAGGGCUUCAAGAACUCUUGGGAUCUGACUAGACAUCAGCGUAUUCACACCGGGGAGCGCCCCUUCCUCUGCUCCCAGUGUGGGAAAAGGUUCACCCAGAUGGGGUUGCUCAAGCUGCAUUUCCAACGGACCGCCUGCGGCCAGACUUGCAACCCUCCACUAGACCUCACGACAGAGGUGGUGGUGGCAGAGGAGACAUCGGCGAAAGCGACUGGUCUGUACAAAUGCCAGAAAUGUGACGAGAGCUUCAGCAGCAUCCUGGAAAGACUGAGGCACAGGCAGAGGCACGUGGUAAGACGCCAGUACAAAUGCUCUCUGUGUGAGAAGAUCUACAGCCGAGCAUCAGAUCUCAAGAGACACCAGAUGAAGCACACGGGUGAGCGGCCCUUUGCCUGUGAGUGCGGGAAGAGCUUCACACAUGUGUGGCUUCUGAACAAACACCAGCAGAUCCACGCCAGGGAGCGCCCGUACCCCUGUGCAGAGUGUGGAAAGAGUUUCACGCAGCUCCAGAUCCUCAACAGGCACCUGCUGACUCACAACGGCCGGCGACCUUUCCAGUGCUCAGCCUGUGAAAAGAGCUUCACCCAGCUGGCUAGUCUCACACGCCACGAAAGAAUCCACACAGGUGAGAGACCGUAUGUCUGCAGUACAUGCGACAAGACAUUCCUCACAAACGGAGAGCUUAUAAGACACCAGCGAACCCACAGCAACCUUCGACCCUUCAGCUGUCCCCAGUGCACAAAGAGCUUCAAAACUAAACGUUCUCAAAUCGAACACCUCAACAGCCACACAGGCGAACGUCCAUUUGCGUGCAUGCACUGUGGAAAGAGGUUCACCAAGUCAACUUCACUCAUACGGCAUAAUCUUACCCACACAGGGGAGCGACCUCACGGCUGCUCACAAUGCGGCAAAGCCUUCAUCACAUCGGGUGAGCUGCUCCUUCACAAACGGACCCACACAGGAGAACGUCCAUAUCCAUGUUCCUACUGCGAGAAGAGGUUUAGAUGCUCCUCUGACCUCAACAUGCACAUUCGAACACACACUGGGGAGAAGCCGCACCACUGUGUGCUUUGCAAGAAGGGCUUCUCUACAUCCACUCGGCUGAAGAGACACAUGCAUACGCACGUGGAGAAGGACAUAGUUGUGGAAUCAUUAAGUCUCUGAGCUGUUAAAAGAUGCAUUCAGUCAAACUUGACUGUUGAAAUGAAAAGAAAAAAAAAAUCAUACAUUGAUUUAUGUUUGAAUCUUCCUUUUGGUAAAGUUGAGAUUUAUAAUGUUCAUAAAUAGACAUAUGUUCUUAUACUGUAGCCUUUAUAAGAAUAGUAGAUAAAUUUGCUCAAAGUAGAUUACAAGAAACACUUGAGAGCUUCAUUGGACAUGUUAUUCAAAUUUGAAUGUGUGGGCAACCAAAGCAAACAGAGAGCUUUUAAAAGGAAAAGUCACAAAUAAACUAGAAUUAUAGCAA